This is a messenger RNA of Bombyx mori (domestic silkworm), 511 nucleotides long. RefSeq names its product chemosensory protein 3 (gene CSP3). The record is from RefSeq and is marked provisional. NCBI's taxonomy places the organism in Eukaryota, Metazoa, Arthropoda, Insecta, Lepidoptera, Bombycidae.
GUUAGCUCCUGUACAACGGUAUUAUCUUACACACCAUCAAUAUGAAUUCCCUCAUCGCAUUCUGCCUGUUUGCCGUUUUGGCCGUGGCUCUCGCCAGACCUGACGACAAGUACACCGAUCGCUACGACAACGUUAAUUUAGAUGAGGUCCUCAGCAAUUCUCGACUUCUUCAGCCUUACAUCAAAUGUAUCCUCGACAAGGACAGGUGUGCCCCUGACGCUAAGGAGUUGAAGGAACACAUCAGGGAGGCACUCGAGACCGAAUGCGCGAAAUGUACCGAAGCCCAGAAGAAGGGUACUCGACGUGUUAUCGGCCAUCUAAUUAAUAACGAAAGCAAAUCCUGGAAUGAGCUGACCGCUAAAUACGACCCCGAAAAUAAAUUUACAGCCAAAUACGAAAAGGAGCUUCGUGAAAUCAAAGCUUAAGACACAAAUGCUAAACUAAGCUAUGAAAUGUGCUAAACAAUGAAAUGUGAUAUUUUUCGAAUAUUAAUAAUGAAUAAAUAAUUAAU